Molecule: messenger RNA, 1957 nt
Organism: Coregonus sp. 'balchen'
Lineage: Eukaryota; Metazoa; Chordata; Actinopteri; Salmoniformes; Salmonidae
Source: the annotation of a GenBank genome assembly
UGUGACCUGACGUGGCAAUAUAACAAGACUUCCUCCGGCAACACCACCAAACCACACACAGAGCGCAUAUACCCUCACCAAAGCGCAUUAGAAUCUCAUAGCUCGAGAUGAGCGCUUCUUAUCUGCAACAACUUUGCCUACUUCAAUUGGUCUGGUACCUUGGAUGUUGGAAGGUGACAGGUGAGAGAAGAUGAUUUAUAUAAUUUAAAUUAACUUCAACAUUUCUGUAUAACUUAAGCUAUCUGUCUUCUUAAAAUCUGAAAUCGAUUUUUGUUGUUGUUGAAUUAGCUAUUUAUAUUGUUGUUGGCUAUUACAUGCAUUUAUUGUAUGUUAUAGAUUGAUAAAAUAAAAAAAUGUAUACUUUUGAAACAUACUUUUUUUCUUUCUAUAGAGGCUAGUCCAUACAAAGAGCGUGAACAUGGAAUUGCUUUCAGAAGGGUAUGGGACAUUGUUUUUUAAGUGUUUUUUAUGCAUGCCUAUACAUGAAAAGUGCAAAUAAAAGGCAAUUGUGUAAUUCGAACAAAUAUUGUGAAAUUUGAUUUUAAAUUAAUUAUUAAUUACUUAUGAAUGAAUUAUUAGAUUGACAACAAGGCUACAUUUCCUUACCUGAUACCAGAGACAAAGUGUUAAAAUGUAGUAUGAAGGUGUUCUAGACCCAAAUAAAUCAAUACAUCCCUUGAAUAUGUAUCACUCUGUCUGUAUCUGUGUGUCAAUCUUUCACUGUUUAAACAUCUCAGUCCUCUACUGCAUUCAUCAGAGGAGAGUUCUGGUCACAGACGGCAUUAGUGUUAUCUGCUUUGUUUGCACCACUGGAGAAAUCGCAUCUGUGUCUGAUUGGGGGUCAGCAGGUGAUUCCAACCAAAUUAAAUGGUGCUUCUUGUUACUUGUUGUGACUGGGCUAGGUUAUACGUGGUGAGGGGGUUGCGGACACAAGUGAGUCACUGUAAAUUAAAAGACUGGAGGGGGAUAAGAAUAUAUAGGACUUCCACCCACUCCUAUCAACUAGACACGCCGAUGACUGAAACACGAUCAUUACUUUGCAAUAGGUAUACAGUGGAUGUCAUGUACAACAGCUUUUAUGUUUGCUUAGGUUUAGUGCCUUGUGAUGUGUUAUAGACUUGCGUUUUAUCAUUGACCAUUGAUUUGUCUGCUGCAGGGUCCUGGGAGCCAGACUGAUGUUGGUGAUAUGAUGGGGAGGGAUCAGAAUGAGGUAAGGCUUAGCUACCGUAUGACUCAAUCUUAUCAGAUGGUAUACGAUAGCAGUUCUGACGCCAGUGUAAUUAUUCUCUCCCUGUCCCUCUCCCCAUCACAGGAGCAAGUUCAGAAUGUAUUCAAAAGAGUAAGUUCCUCAACAAUAUCACACCCUAUUCCUAAAUACUUGUUUAUACCUUAUUCCUCAAAAUACUGAGGUAAACUUGCAGGCGUACUAUUCAUUGUCUUUGGAACAGUGUUGACUUUGUAUAUGCUCUUUUCGUCAGUUCCUGUUUCACUAUUCAAAGGACAACUCGGUAGACUCUGUAGAGCAUGCGGUAAGUAGAGAAACACUCCUCGGUGCACAAAUUGUAUUUCAAUAUUGCUUCAGAAUGUUAGUGAAUUAUGUCUGAGAGCAAAUUAGAACUAUGUAUACACCCUUAAACAACCAUGUUAUUUUUGAUUGUUCACAUCACAUACAAUGUGGCAUAUAAGCAACAGUGUCAUUUGAUUUCCUGGACGGCACAGUAUGGGAUUUUGUCUUUAGUCUGUGUUUGUUAUAAUGUUUCAUUGAUCUGAUUAUUUAGUAAUUCAAUGUGAUUGGAAUCUAACAGGCAUUCUCCUCUCUAGUCCCAUUCAGUGCACCCGCUGAUGCGCCUGUCACCCAAACUGUCUCAGAGGAGAAAGAAGCAGCACAUGCUUUUGGUAAGGACCCUGUGCUGUUUCAACCCUGAUGAUUAGCAGAAUAUCAAUAUUGAAGCGGGAG